CCUCUCAUUCUUUCCUUCUUUAAUAUUACACCCCACCAACCCCAAUCACACCCACCAUCAUGGCUCCCUCUCUUUUUCUUUCAUUCAUCCUCCGCCACCUCCUUCUUAUAUUACUACUCCUCCUGCUUCCUCACCGGAAUGUUCUCACACGCGCCGCCAGUGGCAGGUGGGACUUUCUCCUCUCCAACAUCGGCAUAUCAGCCAUGCACAUGCAACUCCUCUACACUGACCGCGUCGUCAUUUUCGACCGUACCGACUUUGGCGUCUCCAACAUAUCUUUACCCGCCGGAAAUUGCCGCAAUGACCCAAGCGACACUGCAUUGGUUAAUGACUGCACCGCCCACUCGGUGGAGUACGAUGUCGCUACCAACUCCAUCCGGCCACUCAUGGUGCUCACCGACACCUGGUGCUCCUCCGGCGCCGUCAUGCCCGACGGAACUUUGGUCCAGACGGGAGGGUACAAUGACGGCGAUCAUGCUGUGAGAUUGUACAAGCCGUGUACCAAUAAUUCUUGCGACUGGAGAGAAAUCAAUCCCGGGCUCACGCAAAGAAGGUGGUACGCCACCAACCAUAUUCUGCCGGAUGGAAGGGCUAUUGUUAUUGGUGGAAGGCGGCAGCACAACUAUGAGUUCUAUCCGAAAACAUCCCCGGGUGAUACUUCAUACAAAUUGGAUUUUCUUGUGGAGACAAAGGAUCCGAAGAUCGAGAACAAUUUGUAUCCAUUUGUUUUUCUGAACGUGGACGGGAAUUUGUUCAUUUUCGCAAACAAUCGAGCUAUCUUGUUCGAUUAUGUAAAAGGGACGGUGGUGAGAACUUACCCGACCAUACCGGGUGGGGAUCCGAGGAGUUAUCCAAGUACGGGUUCUGCAGUUUUGCUUCCAUUGACCGACAACGCUGGAUCAGCUGAAGUCUUGGUGUGUGGUGGUGCCCCAAACGGGGCUUAUCUUAGUGCCAUGAAUGGGAGCUUUGUAACGGCGCUUGACACGUGCGCAAGGAUCCGAAUAAACGAACCGAAUCCUGAAUGGAUCUUGGAGACCAUGCCCAUGCCUCGGGUCAUGGGGGAUAUGGUGCUAUUACCAAAUGGCAAUGUGUUGAUCAUCAACGGGGCGGGCUCCGGUGCCGCUGGAUGGGAGUUGGGUCGGAACCCAGUCUUAGCACCCGUCAUCUACCGACCCAACAAUCCAUUCGGGUCAAGAUUUGAAGUACAAAGUUCCAGUACUAUACCUCGAAUGUACCACUCAACAGCACUAUUACUUCGAGACGGUCGAGUUCUUGUUGGCGGCAGCAAUCCUCAUACUCACUAUAAUUUCACUGGAGUUUUAUUUCCCACUGACUUAACUUUAGAAGCAUUUUGUCCAUCAUAUUUGGAUCCAAAUUUUAAGAACUUGGGUCCAAGAAUUGUUUCUCCGACCGCACAAACCAAAAUCGGGUACAAUCAACAACUCACAGUUCUCUUCACAUUUCCGGACAAUCUUAAUCGUGACGCUUCGAUCAUGGUAACAAUGGUUGCCCCUGCAUUUACGACACACUCAUGUUCAAUGAAUCAAAGGCUGAUAGUACUCAGCGGUGGGAACGUGACAGCAGCUGAUGGGAGAUCCACAUACCAAAUUCGGGUCAUGACGCCGAGUUCGGGUAAUAUUGCUCAACCUGGAUUCUAUCUUCUCUUUGUGGUACAUCAAGAUGUUCCUAGUGAGGGGAUUUGGGUACAGAUAUCAUGAUGUGGACGUACUUCCUUUCUUGUUAAUUUGUAGAUAAUAAGAUAAGAUAGAAGUGAUUAUUUAACGUAGAAAGAAUAGGAGUGAGUUUUAAUUAUAGGAUGAAGUUGAAGGCAGUAGAUUCUUUUUUGUCAUAAA
Sesamum indicum (sesame) is the source of this 1853-nucleotide messenger RNA. RefSeq names its product aldehyde oxidase GLOX. Lineage: Eukaryota; Viridiplantae; Streptophyta; Magnoliopsida; Lamiales; Pedaliaceae. The record is from RefSeq and is a predicted model, not a curated record.